CAGGGGCCCCUUUUUGAAUGACAGCGCUUUGGGAAGGGAAGACGAAUUUUUGUCUGAUUUUUCCCGCAGCCGCAGCGUCGAUGAGAAGCAGUCGAGGAACUCCAUUCUAACUGAAUGGAUUGGUAUGGGGAGAAGCGGACCUCACAUCACGGCUAAGCGGCAGCUUUGGGACUGUGUAACGUUGACCAUGGUUUUACUUUCGCUGCUGUUUCGACCAGCUCACUGCCAGCAGUGUCGAAUCCAGCGCUGUAAUGCGGAGUACGUGGCUUCUACCUCACCCUCUAGUGGUCUGCAGGAGGACGUGGCUCUGGAUGUGGACUACUGCAUCGCCCUGAGGGCCUAUGCCCUGUGCACCCGGCGGCAGGCGCGCAGCUGCAGGGGCGACCUCGUCUACCACUCGGCCGUCUUUCGCAUUAAGGAGUUAUUCUCUCAGCAUAACUGCUCCAGUGACGGGCCCACCUCCUCCGCCAAGGUCCCCAGCACGUCUCGGCCAGCCGUGUCCGAGCUCUGCAACUACGAGAAUCGGGUCCUCGUGUCGGGCUCGGCCGGUCAGCAGAAGAAAUACGCCCACUGUGGAUUAUUCGGAGACCCACACCUACGGACUUUCCGAGACGAGUUUCAGACCUGCAAAGUGGAAGGGGCGUGGCCUCUGAUUGAUAACCGCUUCCUGUCGGUGCAGGUGACCAAUGUGCCCGUUGUCCUGGGCUCCAGCGCCACGGCAACCAGCAAGAUCACAGUGAUUUUCAAGUCCUACCACGGCUGUACGGAUCAGAAGGUGUACCAGGCCACCACCGAGGAUCUGCCGCUGGCCUUUCAGGACGGGACUCGCAGCGGCGGUGAGAGCGGAAGCCUGACCAUCGCUGAGCGAGGCGGCUCCGGAGUGGGCCGGCAGGUGAAGAUACAGGCCCGGUACAUCGGCACCUCCAUCAUCAUCCGCCGGGUGGGCAGCUACCUGACCUUUGCCAUCCGCAUGCCGGAAGACACCCUGGACUUUUCAGAGGACAAUGGCGGGCUGCAGCUGUGCCUACACGGCUGCCCGCGAAACGAGCUCAUCAAAGAGCACACGCUGGGCCGCCAGAGCCAGCAGCCCCGUCUGCAGGGCACCAACACAGAGCUGGGCCCUCUGAGGCCUCCUCACCAGGUCUACACUGUGGAGAGGGCCACGGCCAAAUGUAGAGAGACUCUGCAGGUGGAGGACGUUUACUUUCAGUCCUGUGUGUUUGACUUGCUGACCACAGGAGACCCUGAGUUCUCCAUGGCAGCGUAUGGCGCUCUGGAGGAUUUAAAGGCGCUGCCGCCCAGUAAACUGAAGCAGAAUUCCCCAAGGACUCCUCGUGUUUACAAUCGAGGAGUGUCGCAGACGCUAGCAGCAACAGCAGCCAACAGCUCCCUGCUCUCACUCCUACUCCUCAUUGUGCUGCUUUUGUAAAAAAUAAAUAAAAAAAAUAAGUGAAUAGGAAUGAUUUAAGAAAAAAAAACAAACCAGAGGAACAUGGACACAAACAGAACACGGAAGCAUUACCAGCUUGAGGAAAGAGUGGCUAGAGCUCAGACGUAUAUAUUUGUUUUGUUUUUUUGAAUUUGUGAAUGUCGUGAUCUUUUUCUGUUUUUGUCAUUUGAAGGAUUUCACACUCCAGAAACAAUUUUCCCACUUUUUGCAUUUUUUUUUCCUGUGGAUUCAUACAUGCAUCACAUCAUUUGAAGAAAAGUACAUGAAAUCAUAGGAUUUUGGGGUCCAGUCUGACAUGUUAUUUACACUUGGUCACUAUAAAUUGGUUUACAGCAGUAUUUUCGUUUCAUAGUUAUAUAUGCUGACCUCAAAGUAGCAACACACAAUGAGGGUUUUUUUUGUAAAUAUUUCAAGUGCACAACCUCUGAACACUCCACCGCGUAUGAAGUUUAAUAUCACUCCAUACAGUAUGUAAGCUGGUUUUGUUAUGCAGACCAAUGUGGCUUCUAGAUCCUGUAUAAUCCAGUAAUAUCAGUAGCACUUAACGGUUUUAACAGCAACAUUUUGUGUAUUUAAACGUCGUUUCUUUAUCUGUUUUCACCUGUUGUUUCAGAAAUUGGCACGCUAAAUACACAGGAUCCAACAACUGUAUGUAAAAACUACCUAUCCACAACGUAUGAUGUGUCUCGACCAUUCUCUCAGUUCUCUUUUUUUUCUCUGUGAAACACUCCCUCUUCAAGCUGUUUUGGCUUCCCGUUUUAAAGGUAAAAAGAAAAAAAAAAAACACAAAUCUUUAUAUAAUAAUAUAUUAAAAGAGUGUAUAUAUGUGUUUUAUAUUGUGUACAUUUGCCUGUAUAGAUGUUUUAACUGUAAUAUGUUUUACAUUUGUUGUGUUUAGUAGGUUAUUUUCGAGUCAUUGUAAGAAAAGUAAACUAAUAUGUGUUGUGCUGUAUCUGUAUUUUUCUGUAUUAAAGUGUUGGACACUCCAGACUAA
This is a messenger RNA of Acanthochromis polyacanthus (spiny chromis), 2444 nucleotides long. It is a transcript of the gene rgmd, whose product is annotated as RGM domain family, member D. Gene Ontology annotation, cellular component: plasma membrane. Lineage: Eukaryota; Metazoa; Chordata; Actinopteri; Pomacentridae. Gene Ontology annotation, molecular function: coreceptor activity. The transcript has 3 exons. Bases 125 to 1429 code for a protein of 434 amino acids. The record is from RefSeq and is a predicted model, not a curated record. Gene Ontology annotation, biological process: BMP signaling pathway.